Armigeres subalbatus is the source of this 1231-nucleotide messenger RNA. RefSeq lists its product as uncharacterized. Bases 48 to 1154 code for a protein of 368 amino acids. The record is from RefSeq and is a predicted model, not a curated record. NCBI's taxonomy places the organism in Eukaryota, Metazoa, Arthropoda, Insecta, Diptera, Culicidae. The transcript is spliced from 2 exons.
ACGAACAAUCUAUUCAUUAAUUGGGAAAAAUAAUAAUUAAAAUAAAAAUGGAUGGAAACUUCGAUCAGGACAACUUUACUCAGUUCCUCCGGGAAGGCGUCGAUUAUGAAAUUGUCGAUGUCGAUGAUACUUUGAUAUCAGAACAACUUUUUGAUACGGAACAUCAGACUCAGCCAAAACGAAAGAAACCCCAAAUUGUGGAGCUAGCUGAGCUUCCUCGUACUCCCGAUCAAAAAAAGUAUCGUUUCAAAGGAGUUUUCAUAGCGAGGAAUUUUAAAGGGCAGAAGCACGGUGAAAACGUAGGAGAACUUCUCAUUACAGCAGAUUCUACAGAUGAGGUCGUGAAGCAGACUUGGGAUUUUACUUCUAAAUUCCUGCAACGUGAGGUAUUCUUCAGAUAUCCGCAAUCUACAGCUUCCUCCUCAACUGACCUAGAACUGUGUGUGAAGGAAUCAGAACCUAGUUUCGAAGACUUCGAUAAAUUUGUGUUGUUCAGUGAUAAGAUUUCGAAGCGAUAUUACACUCCAUCUUCUUUGACAUCGAAUAUGCUGCACAGCUGGUAUAAUAAGGAUGUGAAUAUUUUUAUUUAUCGAUAUUCAGUGGCAGUUACCUCAUCCCAACAAUGGGACAAAGUAAAGGCCAAGCAGCUGAAACCGUCGAAUCCGGACCGAUCAGGAGCACCUUCAAAUGUGAAUCUUUUUGAAACAGUCGCCGAGUUGAAAGAAGCCCAUAGAGAACACUAUGUUUCCGAUGACAUAAACUGGUCAAUUUGGGCCACCUAUAUUCUUAAGCAACCGGAGCAUCUUCGAACCCGUCUUAUUGCCAGUGGACCACCUGAUACCAUGGUUCGGUUGUUUCGACCUGUUCCGAUUCACCCAGAUUCUAUUUUGGUAAAAACUAAACAGGAGUUGAAAGUAGCCAGGAAUGUGGUUGACUUUUUCGACGAUGAGCUGAAAGAUCUUCGUACAUGUACCGACAGCUUAAAAACUCUUACUCAACAAAUUGAUGGAAGAAUUUGGGCGAUGGAGAAAAAAGUUUCCGAGUAUCGAAAGCUAUUAAAUUCUGUGUCUGAGGCUGUGUCACCUGAGGAAUCCUCAUUUUCGAAAUCAGUCGCAGAAGAAAUAACAGACUGUGUUGAUGUAGAUCACAAUUAAUAUUUUUAUAUCCUGUAUCGUUUUAUUCUCUUUCAAAACUUGACCAACAUUUCUUGACAAUAUCAAUAAAAUAAAAA